AUGGCUAAAUUUGAAUCACGUACGGUUGUCCAGCGAAUACUGCAAGCCGAGUUCGGCAAGAAUGCACAAAAAAAGGAUUGCAUCAUAGCAACAUUUCAACGCUUUUGUGAAAUUGUUACAGUCGAAGAUCGAGAACGUUCAGGAAGACCUUCAAAAAUUACAGAAGAAAAGAUCGAGGAAGUUCAUGAUGUUAUUGAAAAUCAACAACAAUCGAGUGUUCGAACGAUUGCAACAACCUGA
Messenger RNA from Rotaria sp. Silwood2, 240 nucleotides. The record is from the annotation of a GenBank genome assembly. Lineage: Eukaryota; Metazoa; Rotifera; Eurotatoria; Philodinida; Philodinidae.